Molecule: messenger RNA, 1572 nt
Organism: Elephantulus edwardii (Cape elephant shrew)
Lineage: Eukaryota; Metazoa; Chordata; Mammalia; Macroscelidea; Macroscelididae
Exons: 7
Coding region: 1-1572 (523 amino acids)
Biological process (GO): G protein-coupled receptor signaling pathway
Cellular component (GO): membrane
Molecular function (GO): pheromone receptor activity
Source: RefSeq, a predicted model, not a curated record
AUGGCCACAAAGAAUUUCCCGUUAGAAUUUUUUUUCAUAUUGCAGACUACUAUUGGCUGCCAGUUACGGUACACAAGCUUGAUUAUCAGGCACGUGACUGUUGCUAACUUCAUGGUCAUUCUGUCUAAAGCAAUCCCCCAAACUCUGUCAUUCUUUGGCUUUAACAAUUUCCUCAAUGAUUUUGGUUGUAAAAUUCUUUCCUAUGUUCACAGAGUGGGCAGGGGCGUGUCCAUUGGCAGCACCUGUCUGCUGAGUGUCUUCCAAGCCGUCACCAUCAGCCCUGGGAACUCCAGCCAGUGGGCCAAUAAUACUAUCACAGAAGACAAAAAAAAUAUAUACUGUUCUUCUGUUCAUCGGGACAAAAUUGUAGGAUCACUUUUUGCAGCACUGACAGCGUUCCCUGACGCUGUGUGUCUGGCACUCAUGCUCUGCAGCAGUGGCUCCAUGGUUUUCAUCCUGUACAGACACAAGAAGAGGGUCCAACACAUCCACAGGAACGUGUCCCCCAGAGCCUCCCCUGAGACCAGAGCCACUCAGACCGUCAUUGUGCUGGUGAGCACCUUUGUGUCUUUUUACACUCUUUCUACACUGCGAGUCUUUGGAUGUAAAAAUACCCUCAGUGAUUCUGAAUGCAAGUUCUUUUCCUACAUGCACAAGGUGGGCAGGGGCGUGUCCAUUAGCAGCACCUGUCUGCUGAGUGUCUUCCAGGCCGUCACCAUCACCCCUGUGAACUCCAGCAGUGGCUCCAUGGUUUUCUUCCUGUACAGACACAAGAAGAGGGUCCAACACAUCCACCGGAACGUGUCCCCCAGAUCCUCGCCUGAGACCCGGGCCACCCAGACCAUCAUUGUGCUGGAGGAAAGGUCUGGCUCCUGGCGUUCAGAAGCCCCUGGAAAGGAGCUGGGUUACCUGGGUCGACCAGGAGAAGUGAAGCCAGAAACUACAUUACCCAGAAAGCUGUUCGUCGCCGCUGUGCCCCUAGGAGCUCAGCCAAUGGCAGACACGGACGGAGGGGUGUUUCCGGCGUCCUCGUCUGCCGGGGCGGGACUUCCGGCGCCAUGGCUGCGAUCUCCGUUUGCCGGUGCUGAUUUGAUGAUCGGAGUCGUAGUCCGGAGCGUUCACUCACGCCCCGUCCCUGGGCCUCUGCGGGACCCGAGUCCCCAUGUUUCAGCCGUGAACCCGCGUGGCGAGGUGCCUCCUCGGAGCCGCCCUGGGCUCUCCGGGACCCCAGCCCUGCCCGUCCUCCGUACGGACCCGCCACGGCGGCCGCGGCCACGAUGGAUCGGGUCCAGUCGAAGCCCGGCUCAGGGCUUGUGUCCCCCCACGUCCGUGCACGGGCUGAUCCGGGACUCGGAGCUGCUCGCAGUCGGAGCCCGAGGUGAUGGGUUCGAACCACCCCGCCACCACGUCCGCGGCGAGCCCGCUGGACCCAGAGGACGGACAGUGUCCAUGGCUGGGACUCCUCCCACACGCAGGCUGACCCCUUUCUUUCUCCGCAAGAAUGCAGUGGGAGGGGGAAGCUCCAGGGCUUACGUCCCUUGCCACCAGCGCGCCCUCUCCCAGCUGCGAUGA